GACGUACCAUCUCCGCGGACGGGAAGGCCGACCGCGAGAUAACGAGCCGCAGCUGUCGAGCGUGGAAGUGCUACCGCCGGAACAGUGCUUCGAUGUACGACAGGCGACGGGCCGACCGCCAGCUCAAGAUCCGGCUACUCCAGGCUGAAGUGGUGGAGACUCUCCUAUAUGGGUACGCUUCGUGGAACCUAACAGCGGAGCACUACACGAAGCUCAAAGGGACCCACCGCCAGUUCCUUACACGGUGCAUCGGCUGGAGCAAGCGGAAACGCUCAGACCGCCCCCUGUCCUAUGCCCAGGCCCUCAUCCAGGCAGGCUGCGAGGAAACCAUCGAGGCCACCGUGCGCAAACGGAGACUGUGUUUCGCGGGCUUUGUUAUGCGCAUGGAGGACAGCCGCCGCCCCAAGCGCAUGCUGUUAGGAGCGAUGGCGGGGGGCGUGGGAUGCCGGGGCGGGCAGGAGAGCGACUGGGUGUCCCUGUUACGGUUCGGGGCAUUCAUUGUUCCGCAAAGAGAGGUAGUUGGCCGCAUUCAGCGGAGCCUCUGCAAGAGCUGUCUGGACUCGCCCUCCUCUGCUCACAACCAAGCUACCAUCCUGAGCUUGAACUAAAAGAAUAAGACAUAACAUCCACAAGGAGGCCUUUGCUCCGACGCUACAUCGGCUACUACAGCUGGUACAAGUAUCUUCACUACUCAUCGCACUCGGUACAGUCGUUCGAUUGCACAAGAAGAGGUCAGUGUGUGUGCAUCGUUGCAUGAGCGAACACCUGUCAGGAGCAAUAAUCCCCUUCCUCGCACCAUAAACCGUGCCGUGAACGGGAGCUGUUACGUAUUUACUGCUUACACACUUGAGACCUCUACCCUGCGUGCUAGCGACUCGNAGAGCCAUAUAAUCCCCUUUCUCGCGCUAGAAACCGUGCCGUGAACGGGAGCUGUACGUACUUUAUAUUUUCAUGGAUAAAACGGCCCAUAGGGCCGUUUUAUAAGGGCCGUUUUAUCCAUGAAAAAAAAUUGUAAAAAUUUUGUACAAAUGUACAAAUUGUCCGAAAUUGCGGAACUUGUACAGAGGCGUUUGUCCGAAUAAAGUCCAAAAAUUCGGAACGAACCUGGGCGCCAAAAAUUGUACUCAGUAGCUUCCAAAUUUUGUACAAAUUGUCCAAAUAAAUUGGAGCAUCACAACAAACCCAGCAGCUAAAGGGCCUACAGGACCAACUACAAGGAAGAAGCAGCAGCGGAGGGUACUUGGAUAGCGGUAGGGCCAUGGCGGAACGCAGGAAACGCGGCGCGCCUCUUGGUUCGUCGUGUGCUGGCCCACCGAGCCAACGAUUCAGGCGUGCAUCCGGUCGCCAAUAGCUGGUGCGGCAGAUGAAAGCAGCUGCUGCUGUGGUGGUGCUGGUACUGAGUGCGGCGGCAGUGGUCACCUCUGUAGCUGUGCACGCUAGCGCUAAAAAGACGCGUGCGGCUAUCCACGAGCCACGGCGCCUGGUUUGGGAGGAUCACGCUGCUGACCUCAACAAGCGGAAGCUCUUCCGUAGGAUGUAUCGCAUGGAGGAACCGGUGUUCAACAAACUGGCUGGGUUGCUGGAACCGAUCCUCCAACGGAACGACUACUACGCAAGAAAACGGUAUCAAGGCGGUGCUGUUCCCACGAAGAUCCGACUAGCUAUCGGCUUGCGGAUGAUGGCCGGUGCUUCGUAUCUCGAUGUCGCCGUGCUUUUCGGCGUGUCCAAGGAGACGGUCUUCAGCAUCUUGUGGCAGGUGGUGGAUGCCAUCAACAGCACAGCAGAGGUUGGGCCGUUCUUUUUUCCGCAGAGCGAGGAUGAGUGCACCCGGCAGGCGGCAGAAUGGGAGGAAAAAAGCACGGGCGGCGCCUUUCAAGGUGUGGUAGCUGCGGGGGAUGGCCUCUUCGUGAAGACUCUUGCUCCGACUGCCCUCAACACUCCGAACGUUCUCUCGUAUUAUUCUGGGAGCAAGUGCGGCUACGGGGUGAACGUACAGGCGACAUGCGAUGCCAACUACCGGUUUUGCAGCAUGUCUUGCAUUGCACCCGGCUCGACCACUGACUGGACGGCAUGGAACCAUUCGGAUCUAUCCACAGCGGUGAAAAACCUGCCGCCAGGCUUCUACAUGCUCGGAGACGCGGCUUACCCCCUAAGCGACCACCUGUUGACUCCGUACCCAGGGAGGGGACUGCCGCUGGACAAAGACGCGUUCAACUUCUAUCUGAGUUAACUCAAAGUCAGGAUCAAGCAAGCGUUCGGCAUUCUCGUCGGCCAGUGGGGCAUCCUGUGGAAGCNUCAUGCGCGGAGACGCGGCUUACCCCUAAGCGACCACCUGUUGACUCCCCAACUCAGAGUCAGGAUCGAGCAAGCGUUCGGCAUUCUCGUCGGCCAGUGGGGCAUCCUGUGGAAGCCGUUGNCAGGCACGCCCCCACCUACUCGGCGACAAGACUCUGCCAGGAUCUUUCAGCACGACCACCAAGGACGCGCAGAAACCGACCAGGUCAGGCGAAGUCUCCACGCGCAAGGGGAUCACGAUGAUGCUGGACAACAAGCGCCAGUACCGCCCAAAGCACAACUUGGUGCGUAAGGCAGCGAGGAAGACGUGAGGGAUCGAACGCGGGCGGGCUGCGGUGGAGGGUGGGUCCCGAGGACGUAGUGCAUGGAU
This is a messenger RNA of Ectocarpus sp. CCAP 1310/34, 2665 nucleotides long. NCBI's taxonomy places the organism in Eukaryota, Phaeophyceae, Ectocarpales, Ectocarpaceae. The record is from the annotation of a GenBank genome assembly.